AUGGCGGAGUUGGCCGAGGCCGAUGAGGCCAAACUGCAGCGUCUGGUGGCGGCCGAACAGCAGAAGGCUCAGUUCACGGCACAGGUACACCUCUUCACGGAUUUGUGCUGGGAUAAAUGUGUUGAAAAACAAGGAAGCUGUCUUGAUUCUCGAACAGAAAACUGCCUUGCCAGUUGUAUGGACCAAUUCAUUGAUACCACUCUUACCAUCACAAGCCGAUUUGCUCAGAUUGUGCAGAAAGGGAACCAGUAGGCUAAGCCUCAUCCCUACCCUAAGUGGGGGAAAUGAA
Messenger RNA from Trichosurus vulpecula (common brushtail), 289 nucleotides. RefSeq names its product mitochondrial import inner membrane translocase subunit Tim8 B-like. NCBI's taxonomy places the organism in Eukaryota, Metazoa, Chordata, Mammalia, Diprotodontia, Phalangeridae. The record is from RefSeq and is a predicted model, not a curated record. The transcript has a single exon. The coding region runs from base 1 to 252 and encodes 83 amino acids.